Molecule: messenger RNA, 714 nt
Organism: Ctenocephalides felis (cat flea)
Lineage: Eukaryota; Metazoa; Arthropoda; Insecta; Siphonaptera; Pulicidae
Product: zinc finger protein 2 homolog
Exons: 4
Coding region: 1-714 (237 amino acids)
Biological process (GO): regulation of transcription by RNA polymerase II
Cellular component (GO): nucleus
Molecular function (GO): RNA polymerase II cis-regulatory region sequence-specific DNA binding; DNA-binding transcription factor activity, RNA polymerase II-specific
Source: RefSeq, a predicted model, not a curated record
AUGAAUGAAGAAGGCGAUAAUUUAAUUUUGAAUAAAGUAGAAGUGCCAGAGUUAAAAACAGACAGAUUUAAUCAUGCACAUCAUCUUCAAAAUCAUGAAAAAAUUCAUACCAAAGAGACUCCAUAUUUGUGCAAUGAAUGUGGAAAACAAUUUGCUAUUAAAUAUAAUCUUAAAGUUCAUAUGAGGCAGCAUAGCAAUGAAAAGCCUUACUCUUGUCUUCAAUGUGCUAAAACAUUUGCUCACCGUAGUGCACUGGUUAUACACACUCGGACACAUUCAGGUAAUUUAUGUAUACAUUCUGAGAAGGUGCAUAGUGCUUAUCAUGAUUCUGAAAUUGGUAGUUACCAGCAUAUUUGUAAGUUAUGUAAUGACAUUUUUGAUACUUCAACAUUACUUACAAAUCACAUGAAACAGCAUACUCGCCAGUAUUCUUGUGAUAUUUGCAAGCAAAACUUUUCAUUGAGCACAGCUUUAGAAAAUCACUUGAGAACUCAUUCGGCUGGAGAUAGAUCACAUACUUGUACAGAUUGCGGAGCAAGAUUUAAUAGAUCAGAGCAUUUACGUUCACACAUAUUAAGAAAACAUACAGAUGUGAAACCCUAUAAAUGUGAAAUAUGCCAGAGCACGUUUGCCCAAAGAGGAGAUUUAAAUGUUCACAGACGUACACACACUGGAGAGAAGCCUUAUAUCUGCCAGGUGUUAUUUGAACUAUAA